UAACGCUUCUCUUCACGUUGCUUAACAAGGAACAAUGGUCAAGACCACCGCCGCCAUCGCAUGCUUUGCACUCUUCUGCCUGAUGGCACUCGCUACUGCCGAGAACGUCGCCACCCACAAUGACGACGGCACGGUUUCCAUGGCGUCUGCUGGCUCACGGCUCUCGCUCUCUCGCACUGCCUGGUUCCUCUUUGCCUGGCACGGCCCGCUCAUGCUCCUCCUCUCCUUUGUGUUCUUUGCGGUGUACAACUGAUCCGUGCGCGGCUCACAGCGCACUGAUCGCGCUUCCGCCCCCUUGCAUACCUUCUCCUUUGUAGACUUGUGCUGUUCCCGAGUGACGACUGUGGACGUCGCACCUCGUGCCCCCCAAUGAACACAUCAACAUCAACCUCGA
Molecule: messenger RNA, 394 nt
Organism: Thecamonas trahens ATCC 50062
Lineage: Eukaryota; Apusomonadida; Apusomonadidae
Exons: 2
Coding region: 35-253 (72 amino acids)
Source: RefSeq, a predicted model, not a curated record